Molecule: messenger RNA, 876 nt
Organism: Porites lobata
Lineage: Eukaryota; Metazoa; Cnidaria; Anthozoa; Scleractinia; Poritidae
Source: the annotation of a GenBank genome assembly
AUGAUAAGCAUGAUAGAAAAGAAGUAUAUCAAUCAAGAUAUGAAUAUCGAGCUGACUUCAUAUAUUGAUGAUAAGCAAAAUGUUUGGUUCCGAGGAAAAGAUGUUGCUGAGAUCCUUGGAUAUAGUGAUACUCGCCAUGCAUUAAAAAGGCAUGUAUCAAAAGAAAACAAAAUGAUUCAUCUUAUACAACCCAAAAGCUGCCCCGGUGAAACGCCGGGUCAGGUUCAAAAAGCUGGCGUGGACGUUUCACCCCCUCAGGUCCAACAAGGUAGAUGGUACACUUUUAUCAAUGGGCCUGGCUUUUAUGAACUAGUAUUUAGCUCCAAAUUAGAACUUGCUAAAAGAUUCCGUCAAUGGGUUUUCACCACUGUCCUCCCAUCUAUCCGUAAAUAUGGCCAAUACAAACUAUUUGAUAGUCCCUGGAAUAGGAUGAUUAUGAUUGGUAAUGAGACUGACCUCCAUUAUAAAGUAGUGGACCUCAUAAGGAAAUACUAUCCAGAUACUAUAUUAGUAGCAGGACUGGGGGAGAAUCAGGAUACUGAGAAUAAAAGACUGGAUUCAUAUAAAAAAGGAUAUAUGAGAGGACAGCCUGAUCUAUUGGUACUUAAUUAUCACAAAGAUUAUAAAGGCCUGGGCAUAGAAUUCAAGAGUCCUACAGGUAACUACUAUGUAUCAGAAGCCCAAAAGGAGAUGAAGAAGAAGCACGUUAAUAAUGGCUAUGCAUUUAUACUCAGUAAUGAUUAUGAUAAGAUUAGCAAAAAUAUUCAUGAAUACAUGAAAGGUAUCAGAGUACCGAGUAAAUAUUGUAUCAAACAAUUCCUUAAUAAGGACACACUAAAAAUGCAUUAUAAAGUCAUCCACCGAAUUGAAAAAUAA